Molecule: messenger RNA, 4019 nt
Organism: Heterocephalus glaber (naked mole-rat)
Lineage: Eukaryota; Metazoa; Chordata; Mammalia; Rodentia; Bathyergidae
Gene: Vax1
Product: ventral anterior homeobox 1
Biological process (GO): neuron differentiation; regulation of transcription by RNA polymerase II; brain development
Cellular component (GO): nucleus
Molecular function (GO): RNA polymerase II cis-regulatory region sequence-specific DNA binding; DNA-binding transcription factor activity, RNA polymerase II-specific
Source: RefSeq, a predicted model, not a curated record
GAACGCGGCCCUUCCCCCGCCCAGGAGCCACGCCAGACCGCCGCACUCAGAGGACUGUUUGUUAAUAGUCCAAUUAGAUAAUUGCCAUCUUUCACUCCUUUUGCUCCGCAUUUCCCAUAAAGGAAUGAAUGGGGAGAGCGGCGUGGAGAGGGCUUCUGCCCCGGCAAGGUGACGAGAAGGGCUGGAGCAUGCUCCUUGCACAAGGCCAUGCGCUUGAAUUGAAUCAUUGUAGCCUAAUCAAUGCUCUUAUUGGAUUACUGGCUGUUGCUUUUCUCAAAGAUAUUGUAGCAGAGACAAUGAAAUAGCUAGGGGAAAACUUUUUUUUUUUAAGCAGAUCUCACAGUUGAGAUUUUCUCUGCUCUCUCUCUCCCUCGCUCCCUCGCUCUCUCCCUCGCUCUCUCCCUCUCUCCUGCUGGACUCUCCGAGUACAAAGCUGCCCUUUGAAUGGGCUGCCUCUGGGCUGCUGGAGGUGCAGGCAUGAAAAAAUCCAACUGGAACUAAAUGAAGAGAGGUGGCAGUUUAAGAUGGCUGUCAGCAUGGAGGUGUGUUAAGGAGUUCUCGGACAGAAAGCUCGGCUUUUUUUUGAGUGUGGGGGAGAUACUUUGGGGGGAAACUUUUUCUCCUCCCCACGCAGAGGCAACUGCUUUCUUCUGCGGCAGCGUGUGUGAGGGGCACCCCCUCCCUUCAGCUCGGUCUGGCGAGUGUGGAGGAAGCCCCUCUAGCCAGUAUGUGAGCAGGGGGGUCAAAGGCAAAGGGAAAGUUAAUAAUGCCUGCUAAUGGUACUAACAAUUCAGGAUGAAUCUUGUCAAAAGUUUUUCUGGAAGUGUAGGUCUUUGAUUGUGUGUUUCCUGAAAGCAAGACCAAUCAUUUCCGUUUGUUCACUGGCUAAACCCCUACUUGAUUGGGGACAAGGACAGAAACCAUCCAUUACGAUCUGAUAUAUUAUCCAAACAAUUUAGUGUAUUCAUGAGGUAACCGAAACGUGGGGGCUGCGAAAUUACCCGUAAUCAAUUGCAACAGCGAGUGCGCGUCCCCCCCGGGUGUCGGACAACUACAACUCGCCGGCGUCUCAGUCCCAGGCGGGAGCCGAAGCGUCGCGGAGUUGCGCUGUUCGCUACCUGAUCGCCAGGCUGGGGACACUGGACGUGCUCGGAGGACGCGGGCGCUGACGAGGCGGCCUCGUCGCUGCUCCGCCGGGAUCCCGGACUCGACCGACGUCUCCGCGAGCGCGCCACUCUCCGGCGCCGCUGGCCCCCCGCGCCCACCGAGGCCGCCCCGCGGGGACGUUCAUUCCCGCCGCCCGACCGAGCGUAGGGGCUGCGUUGUAGGGGUUUUGUCUCCCUUUGCCUUUUUAUUUUUCCUUUUUCCUUUCCUCUUCUUUUUCGUGUUGUUUUGCCUAUGUUCGGGAAACCAGACAAAAUGGACGUCCGGUGCCCCUCGGACGCCGAGGCCGCCCGGGUCUCGAAGAGCGCGCACAAGGAGAGCCGGGAGCUCAAGGGCGCCGAGGGGAGCCUCCCGGCCGCCUUCCUCAAGGAGCCGCAGGGCGCCUUUUCGGCGUCGGGCGCCGCGGAAGAUUGCAACAAAAGUAAAUCCAAUUCCUCAGCCGACCCGGAUUACUGCCGCCGGAUCCUGGUCCGAGAUGCCAAGGGGUCCAUCCGAGAGAUCAUCCUGCCCAAGGGCUUGGAUCUGGACCGGCCCAAGAGGACCCGAACGUCCUUCACUGCGGAGCAGCUCUACCGGCUGGAGAUGGAGUUCCAACGAUGCCAGUACGUGGUGGGCCGCGAGAGAACCGAGCUCGCCCGGCAGCUCAACCUCUCCGAGACCCAGGUGAAGGUCUGGUUCCAGAACCGGCGCACCAAGCAGAAGAAAGAUCAGGGCAAGGACUCAGAGCUGAGGUCGGUGGUGUCGGAGACCGCGGCCACGUGCAGCGUGCUGAGGCUGCUGGAGCAAGGCCGCCUGCUGUCACCGCCGGGCCUGCCUGCGCUGCUGCCGCCUUGCGCCACGGGCGCCCUCAGCUCGGCGCUGCGCGGACCCAGCCUACCGGCCCUGGGCGCGGGCGCUGCUGCGGGCUCAGCCGCCGCCGCCGCCGCCGCCGCCGCCGCCGCUGCCCCAGGCCCCGCGGGCGCGGCCUCUCAGCACCCACCGGCCGUGGGUGGCGCUGCUGGCCCGGGGCCCGCGGGGCCAGGGGGACUGCACGCGGGAGCGCCGGCCGCGGGCCAUGGCCUCUUCAGCCUGCCGGUGCCCUCGCUGCUUGGCUCCGUCGCCAGCCGCCUGUCUUCCGCCCCGUUGACAAUGGCUGGUUCGCUAGCCGGGAAUUUGCAAGAACUCUCCGCCCGGUACCUGAGCUCCUCGGCCUUCGAGCCUUACUCCCGGACCAACAAUAAAGAAGGGGCCGAGAAAAAAGCGCUGGACUGAUUUUAAGUGUUUCCCUGUAUUUAUAUUUAUAGUAUCUAUUGUGGUGAUAUUUAUGGAUUCACGCGCGUUAGGCGCCCAGGGCUCCUGCGCUGGCCUCCUGGCUCCACCAGGCCUCUGACAGCUCUUACCACCAAGCUCUGCAUCUCACUUGGGCUACUAUCUUUUUUUUUUUCUUUCCCGCCCCGCCUCCAGCCCGCUUCCUUCUGAAUGCAGGAGCGAUCCAAAGAAUUGAGGGGAAUACCCGAAUUAGCCAACCUGAAGUCCCAACCAAUGCUCACCUCUGGAGGGCAAAGACUGGUUCUAACUCCGGGGCGCAGGACACCUGCUCUAGAUCGGGCUGCUGGCGCUGCGGAUUAUACCUAUGAAUAUUUGAAAGACGAAAGCUUUACGCAGACCCCAGGGGCUGAAAAAGCGUGCAGGUUUCUUUAGACCAAAAAAGGAGGACAUUUCUUCCUCUUGCCAGAGAAACCAGGGCUUUUGGGAGCCCCUGGGCCCCCCCCUUUGCGGACCUCUCGAAAUUGAAGAUGCACACUUAGCUUCCUGGCGGACACUUUCUGCCGAGUUUUCCCUCUUUCAGGGAAACUCAGAUCACAGCCGCCCUUGACCCCAGGGAAAAAUAAACCAAGCAUCAUAGUAGGCAACGGUAGUGAUAAAUUUGAUCUAAUCAGCAAUAAAGAUUGAUAAUAACUACUACAUCAAACCAGAUGAAAUGGAACCAGUUUUUAAAUAUUUGUAAUAAUGGAGUUUGGAAGGUGUAAGAAAGAUCAGAAUAGAGAAUGCGCCACGGGGCAAUGCAAAAUUAAAAGUUCUGGGUGUUUUGACUUUAAACAGGAAUUUAAAGGAGGGAAAGCAAAGAAAACGUCUCCAGUAAAGAAAAGUCAGACUCUUUUCUUCAAGGCUGUUUGGGGCAGUGCUGGACAGAGUCUCAGUCCUUCCCAAGAGCCCAGUGUGGCCGCAGGGAGCUGUCCGGACCUCAGCGCUUCGGCCCACGGCCUCUCAGACGCGUGGCUGGGGCAGAAUGGCAGGGUUUGGAAACGAAUCUUCACACCCAUCGCCUCCUUUUCCACACUCCCAGAUUAACAAAACCUUUCAAGCAGGCAAGGAACGCCUGGAUUUCAGCGCAGUUCUUUCCCUAAGGGGAGGUAGGGACGCUGCCGGGUCGUCCCUCAAAUCCCAAAGGUUUCCUGCGAGGCUGAAAGGCAUUCACUGUCGCUCCCCAGCCACGGGGCUUUCGUGGUCCCAAGUCGGAACCCCGACUGUCGCGGUGGCGCGGCCUCACCCCUACCCUGCGCAGCGACGACAGUCCCGACAGCCACAGCCACCCGCAUCUUAACCAAAAUCACAGACCCAGACAGCGAGAUGCGCAGUGUCUAGAAUGUAUUUGUCCCUCCGAAAUGAGCGCAAACCAUUUUUAAAAAUAGUAACUUUAUUGUAAAUUAUUUACGCUGGAAGCUUUUUUUCCCUUUCCCUUUUUUAUUUUUAUUUAGGCAAAUAGUGAAAAAAUAAUGAAUGAUUCAAACGCGGGUAGGUGUCCCUGAAUCCUGGCUACUAACUUUGUUCUGAAUGUUUUGGCUAUUUGGAUGUUUUGUAUUUAUGUGGUGAGA